GACGCGAAGGUCGAAGUUACACGGAAGCGAUCCAGGGAUCGCGUCUGUGGUGAAGUGCGUCUGUGAUGCACGCCAAUGUGCACACGGACCGCGGCGGCGGAGGCGGAGGCGGCGGCGGAUCGUGGCGGUUACCGCCGGACGAGACGCUUCAAGUCGCAGAUCCCAAGUCGAAAGAACCGGACCUAAUGUACGGUGGAGACGGACACAACUGGAAGAGCAUCAUUUUUUCUCUCCUGGUUAUAGGUCUGGUCAUUGCCGGAAUCGUCACGGCCAUUUAUCUUCUGGGAUACGUGGAUGAGUUGCUGUACUGGUCCGGUCGCCGAAUGAAGCUGGACGAGUACCUGCAAGGGGAGCUGUCGCCGCGGCGACUGCCGCCCGCGUGGGUCUCUCAAACGCAUUUCGUCUUCCAGGCCGACGACGGCGGCCUAGCCGUUCUAGACACGGCCAACGAUUCCGUCAGCUUGUUAGUCACUAAUCACACGCUUAGGCAACUUAAUGUUCGAGGUUAUCAGUGCUCAUCAGAUCUACGUUAUGUUCUUUUCAAACACGAUGUUAAAAAUGUUUACCGACAAUCAUUCACGGCUCACUACACUGUGUACGACGUGACAAACGAUCACCACAUGCCAGUUCGGCUGAAAGAUUCGCCGAAGGUGCAGCGUUCUCGGCUGCAGUAUGCGGGAUGGUUGGGAAACACCUCGGCCAUGGUGAUAGUCGCCGACAACGACAUUUACCUUAGACUUUCGCCUUCCGAAGAGGAGGACUACAGACUUACAAACACCGGAGUGCCUGGCCGAAUCUACAACGGCGUACCAGACUGGCUCUAUCAAGAGGAAAUAUUUUCGAACGUAGAAGCUUUAUGGGGUUCGUCGGAUGGCACGCACCUGUUGUACAUGUCUUUCAACGACAGCGCCGUGGGCACGAUGACAUACCCAUGGUUCUCGUCAGCGUCUGUGAUAGCGGCCGCGGGCGUCAGCGAAGGAGGUACGUUUCCGGACUCUCGUACCGUCCGCUACCCGACUCCCGGCACGCCAAUACCUAAAGUGAAGCUGUGGAUCGUCGACAUGACGAAUUUGACGGAUCUGCAGAUGUGGGAGGUUAAGCCUCCACUCGCCUUGGAAGGGCAGGAUUUCUACCUCACGUCCGCCAAUUGGAUCGGACAAAACAAUCAUCAAGUAGCCGCGGUGUGGAUGAACCGCGCGCAAAAUCAUAGUAUCAUAAGUGCGUGCCUAGCGCCGAACUGGACUUGUAUCGAGACGCAUUCGGAACGAGCGCCAGAGAAUUGUUGGCUAGAUAUCCAACCCCAUCCCACGUUUUCACCUGAUGGGGACAGUUUCUUGCUGCUCGCCAGCAUACAAGAAGGCGGCAGCGAUCACUUUACUCACAUAAAACACGUUACGAUAACACAACAGAGGAUAGCCGUACUUAGUCACGGAAGAUACGAAGCCACCAGAGUGUUGGCUUGGGAUUCGUACAAUCAUCUAGUGUAUUAUUUGGGCACGAUGGAAAAGCGACCCGGCCAAAGGCACCUGUAUGUCGUAAAGGACCCUGUGCAUGAUGACCCCAGGAGGACGGAACCACAGUGCAUAACUUGCGAUUUGGGAGAAGUGCUUUGGAGCAGCCGAUACUAUUAUAGUAAUUGUACACAUUUCAAUGCAGCUGUAAGUCCAUCCCUCAGGCCCAUGGAGCACGGAAUGUCGUAUUACGUUCUCCAGUGCGAAGGUCCAGGCCUUCCGCUAGCCGGGGUUCACUCUGUCGGAACGCACAGGUUGUCGCGGAUUCUAUAUGACACCAGGCCUCAGCGCACGGCCAGGCUCAGGGAACUGGCUUUGCCCACACAGAGGUCAUUCGAGGUACAACUGCCCCAAGGUUGUAGGGCCCAGGUGCAACUAAUGCUUCCGCCAAGUUGGAGAGAAGAACUUAGGGACGCCGCAUUUCCCGUACUCGUGGAAGUAAAUGGACGUCCGGGAAGUGAAGCUGUAUCGGAUCGUUUCAACAUAGAUUGGGGAACUUACAUGUCGAGUCACAACGAUGUGGUUUACAUAAAGUUGGACGUCAGGGGGGCCAGGGGUCACGGAAAACAGGCGCUCUAUAGACAUCUAGGUGGGGUUGAGGUGCAGGACCAAAUCACAGUCAUGAGGUAUUUAUUAGAUACUUUGAAGUAUUUGGAUGAAACUCGGGUUGGAAUCUGGGGUUGGGGCUACGGUGGCUACGUAACAGCCAUGGUUCUUGGUUCGCAACAAAAUGUUUUUAAAUGCGGUAUUUCCGUUUCGCCUAUAGCAGACUGGCUGUAUUACAAUGCCGCAUUUACGGAGCGCAUUCUCGGUCUUCCCGCCGAGAACUACAAGGGUUACGUGGAAGGAGACGCGACUCAGCGCGCCCGACACAUACCGUCCUACUCGCUGUACCUUCUGCACGGCCUGGCCGAUGUUACGUCUCCGUACUACCACGGCGUAGCACUGGCGAGGGCCCUGUCGGAAGCCGGGGUCAUAUUUAGAUAUCAGAGUUAUGCAGACGAGGGUCACAGGUUGAUCGGCGUCUUAGACCACGCUUAUCGCUCCAUGGAAGAUUACCUCCGCGAGUGUUUGAGUUUGGACCCCGACGAUUCCAAACCGUCUGCACCCCCUGCGGCGUGA
Ctenocephalides felis (cat flea) is the source of this 2633-nucleotide messenger RNA. RefSeq names its product inactive dipeptidyl peptidase 10. Lineage: Eukaryota; Metazoa; Arthropoda; Insecta; Siphonaptera; Pulicidae. Bases 66 to 2633 code for a protein of 855 amino acids. Gene Ontology annotation, biological process: proteolysis. The transcript is spliced from 18 exons. The record is from RefSeq and is a predicted model, not a curated record. Gene Ontology annotation, molecular function: dipeptidyl-peptidase activity; serine-type peptidase activity.